Messenger RNA from Antechinus flavipes (yellow-footed antechinus), 14918 nucleotides. It is a transcript of the gene SLX4, whose product is annotated as SLX4 structure-specific endonuclease subunit. The coding region runs from base 546 to 6068 and encodes 1840 amino acids. Gene Ontology annotation, biological process: interstrand cross-link repair; intein-mediated protein splicing; DNA replication. The transcript is spliced from 15 exons. The record is from RefSeq and is a predicted model, not a curated record. Gene Ontology annotation, cellular component: Slx1-Slx4 complex; nucleus. NCBI's taxonomy places the organism in Eukaryota, Metazoa, Chordata, Mammalia, Dasyuromorphia, Dasyuridae. Gene Ontology annotation, molecular function: enzyme binding; DNA binding.
GCGUGCGCCUGGGGUAGUGAGCUUGCGCCUGCGCGGGCGAGGACACGGCCCUUGGCGGAGGAGCGAGUCUCUGUUGCCGGAGCCUUUGGGGUAGGAGAAGCGAUGCUGAAGUACUCUCCAUAAUUAACCAAGCUUUUUUCACUACUAUGAAGAUUUUAGAUUAUCACCUGAAUUCCAAGUAGGUACAUACUCUGCUUUAGAAGUUCAUGUUGAAAAACAAGAAAUUCUUCAAAACUGUGAAUUUUUACAGAGGGAUGCCUAAAAGAUUGUAUUUAACUAAAGAGACCAGACUGAAGAGAAAUGUUUUAAACUACUGUGGAAAGCAAAGAAAUAUAUUUUGCUCUCAUUAAAACAUAGAUAUACAUACUGUGAAAGUGUCCUGGUGGAAUAAGCAGAGGCACAAAAAAAAAAAAAAAAAAAAAAAGACAAAUCCUAGUUUUAAAUAGAUUUAUACUUACAAUUUUGCUCAAAUUCUCCUCUAUGCAUGGAUAUACUGCUUCUCCUCUGGAUAUCAAUCUGAAUGUGUUAAAGAAAAAAACCAGUUGAUGGAUGAGUCGGAUGAUGAUUUUAAUGAGCUAUGCUCCAAACUUCUUCGGAGAGUGAGGAAGAAAGGGGCCAAAGAAGGCCUAGGAGAAACAAGGACUCAGAAGGAGGCUAGUAGCAUUCAAACAAAAAGCAAAUUGAAAAGGACCAAGCUUUCAACUAAGACCAAAGUCAGCCAUGACUCCACAGAAAAGAAAACGGAGCUGGGCAAGAGAGGUCUGGCACCAGGGAAUGAAGGAAAAUAUGAAGACCCUUCCCAUCAAAGUAGAGUGGCUCCCACUUCAAAAAGAGAGGAAGAUGUGCUUGCAGCUGCUCAAAAAGAGUCUGUGCCACAACCAAGUCAACCAAAAAACUGGACAGUAGGUGUUCCAGAGGACUCUUCUCAAUCAGCAUCACACUCUUUGAGUGCUCUGUUACCAAGUGUCUCCAAACCUCGGACAGCAGAGCUGGUGUUGCAAAAAAUGCAGCAGUUCAAGAGAGCAGAUCCAGAGAGAUUGAAACAUGCUCCUGAAGGUUGUUCAGUAGAAAGUAUAUUUAAAGAAAAUGUCCCAAAAUCCAUUCAGGAAGAGGAUACACUGAAUAAUGGAAACAUGCCAGGGCUUUCUCUGACAGAGAGUGAUGCAGCUCUGGCUUUGGCUUUGCAGCAGGAAUUUGGUCAGGAGACCCCCCAGAAUUCAGAGAGUCUGGAACAGGAAGGUUUGUUUUUUUGCCAGAUUUGUCAGAAAGAUCUCUCAGCCAUGAAUGCCACUCGAAGGGAACAACAUGUUAACAGAUGCUUAGAUGAGUCAGAGAAGUCAUUGGAACCUGCCUCUAUUACACCUAAGAUCCCAGAGUGCCCAAUCUGCGGCAAGCCAUUCACUACUUCAAAAAGCAGAAAUAGUCAUUUGAAACAGUGUGCGGUUAAGAUGGAAGUGUCUCCUCAGCAACUGGUCCAGGCGGUCAGAAUGCAGACAUUUCAAUCCAAUGAGUGCUUCCCAUCAGCAUCAAGCAAGCCAACUGGUGAAUCAAAGAGAAAAGGGUCAACCAAGGAAAAGAAACCACAAAAAAGGCGGAAGAUAUCCAGGACAGAGGCUGUGUCAGAAGAUCUGCUUGUUGCAAUGGCAAUGUCCCAUUCUCUGAUGGAGGAAUCAAAUGCUGUGACAAACGAUAAUCUUGGAAAUGUGGUUCCAAACAACAUAAGGCCAGGAGCAGAGAAGAAAGGUCGCAAAAGAAAACUUGUUUCCCCCCCUCCAUUGUUAGUUCAAGAUUCAAAGACUUACCUUCAACAGAUACAGGAUCGAGUUGCUAUUCUACUCACAGAGGAAUUAGAGUUAUCUAGCACUCCAACACUUCCACUGAGCAAAAUUUUGAAAGAAGAGAUGGGCAAAGCACAUUGGUGUCUGCUGCAGCCUGAGGAGCAACAAGGCAUUCUGUGGAAGGGCAGCUCCUUGACAGGAGCUUGGCCUCUGGAAUCUUUUUAUGCUAAAGGAUUAGAUCCUCCUAUUUUACCUUGGAAACCUCCAAAGAAUUCAGAAAAGGGGCCUAUGCUUCCAUUAAUGGCAUUUAGCCAAUCCAAACCAGAUGUGCAAGAGCUGCCUGCUUUCAGUGAUUCUACUUCUGAAGGUUUUAACUUAAAAACUCCAGAAGAGCUUAAUUCCAGGAGGCAGUCACUUUCCUGUAGCCAAAAAGACCAUCAGACUCUGCAGGUCCUUUUAGAUCUGGCAGGAGAAGGGCUAACUCUCACCCAGUGGAGCAACAGUGCUGAAACUCAUUCCAGAAGUCUAUCAGGGAAAGAUCUGGAGUCCUGUGAUCUUCCAUUGACUGGAUUUGUCUUGUCAUCCAAAGAGAAGAAAUACCAGAGAAGCAGCAAUUCUGCAUUGUCACUUAGUUUGCUAUCUGCUGAUUUUGGUGCAAUGGUCAACAACCCCCACCUCAGUGAUGUGCAGUUUCAGAUGGACUCUGGAGAUGUGCUGUAUGCUCACAUGUUUGUGCUUUAUGCACGAUGUCCACAACUCAUUCAGAUUGUACACAAUGAAGGUUUCUUUGUAGUGGAAGAUGAGAAUUUGAGGACACGAAGGGUCCUUUUGAAUGAUGUGAGCACUGAAACAGCUCACAUGUUUCUACAGUACCUGUACACAGCUGAUCCUGACAUUCCUGCCCAUCUGCUUGCGGACUUGCAGUCACUAGCCCUCAGGUUUGGAGUAAAGGAACUUGUUGAUCUAUGUGAAAGUAGCCUAGAGGCUACUGAUACUAAUUCAGAAGAUGGUAUGUUUUUAGUGCGGAAAGAAGAAGAAGAUUGUGAAAGUAGAGCAGAAAAUUUCCAAGAACUAUUGAGGUCAAUGUGGGUAGAUGAAGAUAAAGAAUCAGAGCUUUUGCCUAAAUUGGAAGACCAGGAAGAAGAUGACAGAGAGAAAGUAAAUGAAGAGGAAAUGGAUGAAAUUUAUGCGUUUGCUGCUACUCAGCAAAAAAUGCUCCAAAGGAAAUGUCAGACAAACGAAGAUUCGGUAGCUAGCCAUCCAAGGAAGGAAAUUCCAGUAUUUGAAUGUCUACCAGCAAGUGUCACAUUUAAAAAACAGAUGGAUGAUACUUAUAAAAUAGACUCUUCUGAACAAGUUAAUGAUCAAGAGCCAAGUGUAAACAACAAUUUAAAUAUUAAGCAUUUCACUCCUGUGGCAUGCCAGAAAAAGAUUCCAGAUGAUGAGAGUGGUAUAAAGUCUCCUAAAAAAGAUUGUUCACCAAAGCCAACUAAAACUGCUACUCAUUCUAGUACUUCUCAUAUUUUGGUAGAAGACAGAGGAGAUAACCUAAAAGAAAAACUCACAUCUCUAGAUUCAACCCAUGAUUUUGAUCUUGAUAAGAGUUGUGAUGAACUUUUUUCAGUGACUGAAAGAGAGUAUCAUGAACCCUCCCAAAAACACUGCAAUCCAAAGAAACUAAAAGGGACUUUUCCAGUGAAAGAAGUUUCUGGUUCUCCCAUUCUUUGCCAGACACCUCCAUUGCAGCUAGACUUUCUUCCAUCACAUAACCACUGUCAGAGUCCUUCCAGUUCACAAUUUUUUUCUCAGUGUAGACAUGAUUCAUCCCCAUUGUCUCCUCAAUUAAAAAGGAAAUUUUCCAAGAUAGUCUCUUCUCCAAUUUUAAUGGAAAAACAAAAGGAAAACAAUGAUAUCCUCACUUUAUAUGAAGACCCAGAUUGCAAGGACAGCAGUGAAUGUGGUUAUAUUGCAAGCCAUAAAAAUACAGCAGUCCUGAUUUCUCCAGCUACGCCUCCAUCCAUUGAUCUAACUCAACCAAAAUCUUACGAAAGGCUGUCUCAGUCGAAUAUCAGAUCUCAGAACUCCCCAUCACAAGUGAAUAAAGAUGAUGAUGUUAUCCUUUUGUUGGAUUCAGAUGAAGAAAUGGAGCUAGAACAGACCAAAAUGAAACCAGUUUCUGAUAGUCCCUGUAGAGAAAGAAAAACACCCAGAACCUUUGUAGGCAAAGGCAAGGAAGUGAAGCAUAGUCUCAAAGCAUCUAAACCUUUUCUAAUAAUUGAUAUUGAUAGUGAUCCUCCAAGGUAUUCUCAAGGCUCAAUAGCCACAGAAGUUGGGAUACAUACAGAUGUUCUCAGUGAGAUGCAGUCACACAGUAAGGAGAAGAGCUGUUUGGAUGAUGAGUUGGAUUUUAGGCCAGUCAGCAGACAUGAGGAAAGCAGUACCACAGACACUUCAUGGUUGGUUCCAGCCACUCCUCUCACUAACAGAAGCCAUGACUGCUCAUCCCACAUGCGAAUCACAAGCAUCAUCUCUAGGCCGUGUGUUUCUAAUUUUCAGGAUAAAGUUUUACAGGGCAAGACUAAAGUCCUAAUAGAAGAUAAAGAUGUUAAUGAAAUAACAGACAAAGACUCUAUAAAUGGACCUAUGACAUCAUCUCAUCUGAUAUCCAUUACUUCAGAAACCAAAUCACUCUCAGAAACCUCAGUCAAUGAGAGAUAUUCUUAUAGAAGCCCUACAAUUCAAUAUUCAAAUGUUAAUAAGAACCUUUCUACAGUAGAACCAAUUCAGAUUUCACCUGAGCAUGCUGAUUUAGUUAAACAGUCUCUGGAAAGCCCAUCAUCCCAGUCAAGGCUUUCUUCUGCUGAUGACAAACCUGUAAUGAUCCAAAAUGUGUGUAGUGAAGUGGUAGAAGUUGUGGAUAGUGAAGAAGAGCAAGAUCUUGAUCCUUGUCCUCUAAGUAGCAGCUUACUACUAAACAGUGACCCCCCAAUUCCAGUUGAUGAUGACUGCUGGAAUAUUGAACCUCUCUCACCAAUUCCAAUUGAUAAUUUGAACUUAGAGAGGACUGGCCACCCAAGUACUAGUAGUCCCAACAAUAAAGUGUGUGAAACUCUAAACAGGGAGAGAAACUCCCCUGGAACCCUGAGCAGCACUUCUGUUUGUGGAAGUCCUAUGGACAAAAGAAGAUCUUUACAUUAUAAUGAAAAGAGAUCCUCCUGUGCAGGUUCACCUGGAAAUAGUAAUGUAAGCUAUUUGAAUUCAGCUCUGUGGGAUGAUUGGGAUGGAGAACAAAAAUCUACAGAAAUUCUUCCUUUGGCUAAAAGAUUGUCAAAUGAGGAAUCAAGUCAAGAAUUAGAAAUGUUAAAGACUCCAAAAGUUGCUAAUCAGAAGAUUAAUAGACCUCCCAAAGUUCCUAUAACUCCAAUGCCAAGUUAUUCUAUCAUGGAAACACCAGAAUUAAAGAAAGAAUUGAAUAGAUUUGGAGUUCGUCCUCUCCCCAAACGCCAGAUGGUACUGAAACUAAAGGAGAUUUUCCAGUACACCCACCAGAUCCUGCCAUCUGACUCUGAGGAUGAAAUUCAGGCUUUGCAGGCAUCCCCUAAAUUGAUGGCAGAGCCUUGCUGCCUGACUCAGACAACUUCUCAAGUCAAGACUUCAGGAGCAGUGAGUGAGUUACCGCCAGCUUCCUCCAGCUGUGCACUGCCCAGUGUAGAGGGUAGUCAGUCAGAAGUUUCAGAGAACUUAUCCAGCAUUAGUCACCAAAGGCUAAAGAAUCUCUCUAAAAUCCGAAGCAGAAGGAAGCGGCGACAUAAAGCCAUCGUAACCCUAACACAGCCACCACCUGAAGAUGUACACCUAGACCCUACCAGUGAUAAUCAUCUCUCAAUGUCUCAGAAAUCCAUUGCUUCUUCUACAGAUGAAAGUGAAAACUCCUUUGGUUCACAAAGUUCUAUUGCCAGUGAGUUUGAAACAGUCUUUGAAUCUGAAGGAGAAGAAGAGGAAGGGAUCACUGCUUCUCAAGCUGCUGCUCAGGUGGCCGACAAAGAGGAGGCAGUAAGACGCUACAUCCGAUCACAUCCAGCCCUUUACCAGAAGAUUCUCCUUUACCAGCCCUUUGAGCUUGCUGACUUUCAGGCAGAACUGAAGCAGAAUGGCAUUAAAUUUGCCAUGGGAAAGCUAUUAGAUUUUCUGGAUGCUCACUGCAUUACUUUUACCACAGCUGGAUCCAGAAAAGAAAAGUUGAAGAAGAAAUUGCAGCCAGGUGCCAAAAAAAGGGGGAAACACUAUUGAUGGGGGCCACCCCUUUCUCUUCUGCAUUUGCCCAUCACUAGCCUGGAGCUCUCGUAAUUCUCGGGAUCUGAGUCUCUUGUCAGAACUUACUCAGGGAGUUGCUCAUCUGCCCACAGAUAGUCAAGCAGCUGGAAAAGCAAGAUAUCCCACUGCAUAAUAAGUAGCCCCCCUGAGAUUCCUGUGACUCAAGUUUGUUUGGUUUGUGUGAAAUUUCUCUAAAGGAAUAGCAGACUACUUGACAUGAAUUUUUAACUCAUUUGGAGACUUAUCCAAAGUGCAGAGCAAAAGGAAGUAUUAUACACUUGGACUUCUGGAUUUAUCUCUUAAUAGAUACUUUACUUGAAUCCAAGAAGAGCCUUUUAUUAUUUCCAGUGAGUUGUAAGCAGCAAAGGAACAAGUCAGAGGUAGUUGCAUUUCAUUCCAUCUCAUAAUUUGGUUGAGAAGUGAGGAGACUAGCACAUCCUCUUUUCUGGAGUAUACACAUAGCCUUGAUCUCUUGUCUCCCCUGUCACUCUACCUGCACAGAGGAGUACUGGAAUUUUUCAUCACCAGGAAGCCAUGUGUUUGAAUCCUUCCUCCCAAAUUGACUCUUCCUCUAAUCUGGUAUUUAGUACCUUCUCUUCUCACUUCCCUUCUCCCCCAAAGGGGCAUUUUUAGAUGCUAACCUUUCUUGACCGUCUGUCUUUUUGUGAUGUUUGCCUUGUCUCCAGAAGUCUCUUUCUUUCUCUCUUUUUUUGUUUUUAAGCUUUCAAAUGUUUUCAUCACUGUUUUGGAUAAUGGAAUUCCAGUAUAGAAAAGAAAGUUUGCGUAUUACCAUUUUACAACUGGGAAAUGGAUUUGCUGAAAAUGUCUUCAAACUGGCAAAGGCUAAGAAAAACAACCUGUUGAGAUUCUUUCAUGUGAGACAUAAUAUAAAGAAUUGAAAGAAAGAAAGAAAUUUAAAGAAAAUUAAAGGGAAGAAAUAAGAAGCUAAAUGUAAGAUCCAGAAUGAUCUGUUGCUUCUGUUGGGUUUUAUCUUUUUCUUUCCUUUUGGAUCUCUUCUCAUUUUGCAGUAACUUUGUCAUUAGAUCUACUGUUUUUAUCCAGUCCUCUUUCUUUUUAAUCUUUUGUCUCGUCCUACACUCAAAUUUUGCCUCCAACUUCUGGGUAUUUUCUGCAUUUAGGAAUGGAAUCACCAGAACUUCAGGUAAAGGACUUUAAUCAGGAGGGUCGACAUGUGUGUUCCAGAUCCAGGCCUUGUCCCUUCCUGUCUUAGGCUUUAGUUCUACCUACAAUCUUAUUAUAUAAUGAUUUGCACCAAUCUUAGAUUUUAUCCUUUUUCAUUAUGAAGAGAAUUAUCUCUUUGUCCUUGUGUUUUAGCAACUUUUUGUUCCUUAUGCUUUCCAUCCCUGAAGGUCAUUCUUGGAUACAAAUGCUUCCUUGCUCACAUCUUAAAGAGUUCUUCCUUCUUCCUCUUUCUUUUUUCAAUGUGGGUCUUGACUCAUUUGCAUUCUCACUCGAGGUAUUUUUGAAACUGGCUUGGGAUACCUCCUUGCACUGCCUGCUUGUGCAUGUGAGAACUCCAUGUAAAUGGCAGACUAGCAGCGCUGAGCAGUUGACCGUUUAUGACUCCAUAGAAUCAGCCCCUGUAAGAGAAUGUUAGGGGUUUUUUAUGACCUGUAAAAUGGUGAAGACAAAAAUGUAGUAUAAUAGAUUAGAAAAGAAGGGAAGAUUUGAUGUCUGUAAUCAGUAUUAAUGUUUUUGUCUGUUUUGUAAAUAGCAUAAUUUGAAUUUUGUGUGAUAUAAAAUUUUAAAAAAUGCUUUAUAAGAAUUGUUUAGAUGUUGAGCUUCUCACAAACUUAUGGCUUUUCUGCUUUCUAUAGGAAGUUAUUCUGGAACUUUCCUUCAUGCUUUUGUAAUAAGGAGCUCCCCUGAGUCUAUCCCACUGCCCUCUCCGAUCUAUCGAAUCUUCAUCAUAAGUGUAGCUAACAUGCUGAGACUUAAAAGAGUUACAACUUUCCAGAAUAGCAAAUGUCAGAGCCAGGAUUUAACCUUGGUUUUCCCAAUUCCAACUUCAGUGUUUUUCACCACUACACAAAAUGCCUCAUCUCACCACAUUUCUUUGUGGUCUCAUUAGGAAAGAUCCGAAAACAGUUUUUUGUUCUAGGGUCUCAGAGAACAUCAUAAUUAAAUAUGUGCAUGUCAGUUCUGUUAUUCAGAAAAAACAACUUCCCUUCCCUCUUGGAGCUCCCCUUCACAAUGAUAUAAAUACUUCAAAGUGAAAUUACAAAUUAAUAUAUUAGGAAACAGUGACUGGACUUAAAAGGGAACUCCAAAUGAGAAUACUUCCAAUGUAGGUUGACACCUUCUCUGUAACUUCGAAUAUUAGAGAAUUCCUAGAGUGAUUUGUUGAGACUUACACAGCCAGCAGAUUUCAGAGAUGAUGUAGUAGACAGAGUCCUCAAGUCAAGGAAGACUUGAAGUCAAAUUUUAUCUCUUACAUGGCAUUUCCUAUAACUCAAAAGAUUUUUUUAAAAGGUAUUUAGAUUUGGAUUUAAGGUUUGAAGGUUCUCAGCCUGAGUGAAGUACAAAUACCUCUAGCCUAUCUCCACUGAAAGAACCUACAAGCCCUGGAGGCAGCUGGAUUGAGAGGUAACCUCAACCUCAGUUUCUUACAGACUGUAUGUGUGAAGGGCAGACAUUUGAGCUGGGAAAGAGUGAAGAACCCUCUGCUUUUGAGGGAUGGCAGGCCCAGCUGUGCUGCUGAGAUUGGGUUCUGCUGCAGCUGAAGGCAAGAAGGAGCCAGCACAUAGCCGGUGACUGCAGAUGUGGUGGGGUGGGUAUGCUACUGGCUGUGGGCACUUACAGAAGAGCUGAGUUCUUGAUCUCAUUUCCAGGCCAGAGGAAAGAACUGAAGGUUAUAGCCAUUGGAAUGUCCUCAGGGAGCAAGACCAUUUCCAGCAUAGUGUGACUGAGGGCCCUAGCUGUGGCUUAGGAAGGGAAAGAAGGGCAAGGUUGAGCCCUGGACAAAGCUCAGUAAGAAAGAUCUAAGGCCAGAGGCACCAUUUCCCAUGGCCUGGGAUUAGAGAUGAUCAUAAUAACAAACUGCUAAAAAUAAAAAGUAAAAAUGAGUAGGCAAAGGGAAAAGAAUCAUAGCCAGCUACUAUGAGGAUAGAGAAGAACUGGAUUCAUUUUUAAAUGAGGAUACUGAAGCAAAAAAAGCUUCUCUUACUCCAAAGAGUAAGAUCAAAUAGUCUUGUGCCCAAAAAGAGUUCUUGGAAGGAGUUUAAAAGGCCUUUAAAAAUCAAAUAAGAGAAAUUGAGGAAAUAUUGGGAACAAAAAUAAGAAAAUCUAAGAAAACCAAGACUUAAAGUCAACCAACUAGAAAAAGAUCCAGAAUCUUAUGGAAGAAAACAAUUCUUUGUAAACUUGUUCUUGGACAAAGGGAAGUGAAUGAUUUAAGAAACCAAGAAAUAAUAAAACAAAAUAAAAAGAAUGAAAGAAAUAGAAGAGAAUGUGAAACGUCUCAUAAGAAAAUAACUGAUGAGAACAUAUUAGGAAGAAAAAACAUAACAAUUCCUGGGCUACCUGAAAAUUACGAUCAGAAAAAGAAUCUUGAUACCAUAUUAAAAGAAAUAUUUAAAGAAUAUUGCCCUAAAGUUUUAGAACAAGAGGAGAAAGUAGCAAUAGAAAAAAAAAAUCUACCAAUGACUACCUGAAAGAGAUCCUAUCAUGAAAGCCUUCAAGAAUAUCAUAAUCUCAAAACCUCUAUGUUAAGAAGAUAAUAUUAUCAGUAACUAGAAAAAGUCAAUUCAGAUCACAGUUAGAAUUAUAUAAGAUCUAGAAGCUGCCACACUAAAAGACCAUUGGAACACUAUAUAUCAAAGAGCAAAAGAACUAGGGCUAUGACCAAAAAUAACUUAUUCAGCAAAGUUAAGUAUAAUCCUGAACAACAACAAUUAAAAAAGAAAAGAUAUUCAAUGAAUUGACAGACUUUCAGAUUUCUGUUGCAAAAAGAUCAGAACCUAAUACAAAAAUUAAAACAUAAGAUCCAGGAGAAAUAUAAGGUAAACAUCAAAGACUAAUUACAAAGGAUUCAAUAAGGGCAAACUGUUUACUUUUUAUAUACAGAAAUAUGAACUGUAUUCUUAAGACUGUCAGUAAUUGAGUAGUUCAAAAGAAAGAUUGGGGAUGAGCUGAGUAUGAUGUGAUUCUAAAAUGCAAAAUUGUGUAGGAAAAGAUAAAAAGAGCCAUUACCUCGUUAGUGCAAGAAAAAGAACUGGAUUCAGGUGGGGGUAGAGGGCCAGUAGUCCUGGAACUUGACUCUCAUCAGAUCUAGAUUAAAGAAGGAAUAAUAUAUACACCUGAAAGGAUAUAAAAAGUCUUCUAAAUUUAUAAAGAAAUAAAGAGGAUAAGGGAACAGGAUAAUAGGAGAAUAGCAGAAUAGAUUAAAAGUCAGAAUUGGACAUCGUGCUACUUAGAAGAAACACAUUAAGAAGAAACAGUUAAAGGUUUGGAGUAGAAUGUAUGCAAAAAAAAAAAAAAAACAAACAGGUAGCAAUCAUAUCAAAGUCAAAGCUAAAAUAGAUUUAAUUAAAAGAGAUAGACAGGGAAGCUACAUAAUUAAAAAAUACUGUAGAUUGUGAAGCAAUGUCAAUACUACCCGUGUUUUCCCGAUAAUAAGAUCUAUCCCAAAAAUAAGCCCUCCCCUUACUGUGUAAGAUUCUUCUAAAAUAAGCCCUCCCCCGAAAAUAAGCCCUAUUGAGAUUGCUACGUAGUGAAGGUGAUCCCCUGCGCUACCCGCUACAUUACGGUACCCUCUGUAUGCACCGUCCCCUCCUCCCCCUGGUGAAACGCACGCCGCGCUCCGAGCUGCAUCCAAUCAGAGCUGCAGCAGUGAGCACUUCAUUCUGUUCUUCCCCAGUGAUUUGCUUGCUGGCGCCAUUGAGAGCAAUGAAACGGAGGAGGGCUGAGGCAGGACAACAUAAAAACCCGGUAUGUAAGCGGGAGUGAGGGGUCAUGAUGGAGGAUAAAAGAAGAACUCUUUUUUUUUAUUAAAAUUGCUGUCAAUGUUCAUUAAAAUAAGCCCUCCCCUGAAAAUAAGCCCUCUGGUGUUUUUCUGUCCAAAAAAAUAAUAAGACAGUGUCUUAUUAUCAGGGAAACACGGUAGACUUAUAUGCACCAAAUACCACAGCAUCUAAAUUUUUUUUAAGCAUCUAAAUUUUUAAAAGAAAAAUGAAUUACAGAUGGAAAUAGAUAGUAGUACUAUAAUAGUAGGGGAUUUUAAUUUUACCCUCUCAGAACCAGAUAAAUCUAACACUUUAGAUAAACUAGAUAUGAUAGAUAUCUGGAGAGAAUUAAAUGAAAAUUAAAAGGAACACAUCUUUUUCUCAGUGGUAAAUGGUGCCUUAACAAAGAUUGAGCAUAUCUUAGGGCACAAAAAUUUCAUGGCUAAAAGCAGAAAUGUUAAAUGCUUUCUUGAUAGACCACAAUGCAACAAAAAUUGCUUUUAAUAAAGGACUGGAAACAUAGUGGGGAGGAGGGAAGCCAAUUAGAGAUUAAACAACCUAAUUUUAAAGAAUGUAUGGGUUAAAGAACAAAUAAUAGAAAUAAUCAUUAAUUUCUUUUUUUCCCAUUAAUUUCAUCAAAGAAAAUGAUAAUAAUGAAACAGCAUAUCAAAACCUAUGGAAUACAGCAAAAGCAAUAAUUAGAGAAAAACAUAUCUCUUAAGUGCUUAUAUCAAUAAAAAAAGAAAAAGCAGACCAAAAAAUUGGAUAUGCAAUUUUUUAAAAAUGCAGAAAAAAUAACAAAUUAAAAAUCCUCAAUUUAACCCUAAAUUGGAAAUCCUAAAAAUGAAAGGUAAAAUCAAUAACAUUGAGUGUAAGAAAACCAUUGAAUUAAUAAAUUAGUAUUAUGAUAUUAUGAAAAAGUCAAUAAAAUAGAUAAACCAUUGGUUAAUAAUUUUUAAAAGAAAACAUUAAAUUACUAGUAUCAAAAAAGAGGAUGAAAUCAAAGCAAUUAUAUACAAUUAUAAGGAGUUAUUUUGCCCAAUUAUAUGUCAAUAAAUUUAACAACUUAAGUAAAGUGGAAGAAUAUUUACAAAAAUACAAACUGUCUUAGAUUAGAAGAAGAGGAAAUAAAAUAUCUAAAUAGAUCUAUUUUAGAAAAAAGAAAUUGAAUAAGCCAUAAGUGAGCUUCCUAAAAAAAAAUACCAGCAGCAGAUGGAUUUAUAAGUGAAUUCUAUCAAACAUUUAAGGACUAAUUAAUUUCAUUAUUAAAUUAUUUGAAAUAAUAGGCAAAGAAGUGAUUCUAGCAAAUUCCUUUUAUGAAACAAAUAUGAUACUGAUUCUUAAACCAGGAAAGACAAAAACAAAGAAAUUUUACUAAUAUAGAUGCAAGAAUCCUAAAUAAAACUAUUACAACAAUAUUCAGGAAUAGUUUAAUAUAAGGAAAAAUUUAACAUAAUUAUAUCAAUAAUAAAAAUAACAAAAAUCAUUAUCAACAAAUGCAGAAAAAGCAUUAAAAUUCAUUUCUAUUAAGAAUGAAAAUAAAGGCAUAAAUGGACUUUUUCUUAAGUUGAUAAGAGACAUUUUCCUAAAACCAUUAGCAAGCAUUAUUUGUAGUAGAGAUAAAUUAGAAACCUUCCCAGUAAGACCUGUUGUGAACAAAGAUGCCCAUUGUCACCAAUAUUAUUCAAUAUUGUAUUGGAAAUUCUAGCAAUAGCAAUAAAAGAAGAAAAAGAAAUAAAAGGACUCAGAAUAGGGAAUGAGAUAAUAAAACUUUCUUUUCUUGCGGAUGAUAGGAUGAUAUACUUGAAAAAUCCUAAAGACUCAACUAAAAUUUAAUUGAAAUAAUAAUUUCGGCAAAGUAGCAGAAUGUAAAGUAAAUCCACAUAAAUUAACAGCAUUCCUAUAUAUCACCAACAGGAUUCUGCAGCAAGAGGUAGCUAGAUAAUAUUCCAUUUUAAAAUAACUAGACAGUACAAAGUGCCUGGGUAUACAUCUAUCAAAAGAAAUCCAGGAUCUGUAUGAACAAAACCAUAAAAAAACUUUUUGCACAAAUGAAAUCAGAUUUCAAUAAAUGGACAAAUAUUAAUUGUUCAUGGAUAUACAGAGCCAAUAUGAUAAAAAUGACAAUUUUACCAAAAAUAGUAUUCAAUGCUAUCCCAAUUAAAUUAUCAGAAAGUUAUUUCAUGGAACUAGAGAAAUUAAUAAAAUUCACUUGGAAGAACAAGAGGUUAAGAAUAUCAAAAGAUAGAAGGGAGAAAUGUAAAGGAAGUUUAGAAGUACCAGAUCUUAAAUUAUGAGGCAGUAAUUAUCAAAACUAUCUGGUACUGGCUAAGAAAUGGAAAGAUAGAUUAGUGGAAGAGAAUAGGCAAUCUAUAGCAGCAAAAGAAUAUAGUAACUCUGUAUUUGACAAGUAUAAAGUCUUAAGUUUUUGGAAUAAGAAUUCAUUAUUUGGUAAAAAUUGUUAGAAAGCUAGGAAGCAGUCUGGCAGAAAUUAACAUAGAACAAUAUCUUGCAUCAUUUACUAAGAUAAAGUCGAAAUAAAGGGAGAUAUUAGAAGAAAAUUUGAAGAACUUGGAAUGUAUUACCUAUCAAUCAGACUUAUGAAUAGGUCAAUGAUUUAUGAACAAACGAGAUAGAAAGUAUUCUGAGAUGUAAAUUAAAUAAUUUUGCUUAUAUUGUUAAAAAGGUUUUGUACAAAUUACAAAUUACAAAUUAAUUAAUUUGUAUUAAUUGUAUUAAUUAAGUAAAUGUAGCCAAGCUCAGAAGGAAAAUGGAUGUCAGGGUAGGGUGCAGGGAGCAGGAAUUUAUAGACAGUACCUCAGAUAAAUGUGUCAUUUCUCAAUUUCAUGAAAAACUUUGGGGAAUGUGAAUCAUUCCCCAAUUGAUAAAUGGUCAAAAGAUACGAACAAGCAACUUUCUGAUAAAAUAUAAACAAUUUAGUCACAUAAAAAUGCUCCAAAUCAUUAUUGAUUAGAGAAAUGCAAAUUAAAACAAUCUUGAAAUACCAUUCUACACCUAUCAGAUUGGCUAAAAUGAUAGAAGGGAAAAGUGACAGGUGUUGGAAGGGAUAUGGAAAAACUGGGACUUCAAUUCAUUGUUGAUGGAUCUGUGUGCUUAUCCAACCAUUUUUGAGAAAGAUUUUGAAUUUUGAGAAAGAACUGAGUUAUUAAACUGCCUACCUUGGAUCCAACAAUACAGCUAUAAAGUCUUAUUUUUCAAAUUGAUUAGGGAAAAUGGAAAAGAGCCUACAUGUUAUAAAAUGUUUCCAGCAGCUUUCUUUGUGGUGAUAAAUAACUAGAAUUGUAGGGAUGGCAGCCAAUCGGGGAAUGAAAUUAUGGUAUAUUUGUGAUGGAAUAUUACUUUGCUAUAACAAAUGAUGAGCUCAAUGAUUUUAGAAAAGCAUGGACAAAUCUACAUAAAAUAAUCGAGUGAAAUGAGCAGAAAAAAGAGUAUUAUUUUAAAAACAACUUUAAACAAUCAAAUCAUUCUGACUAAACACCCAAAUUAACUGCAAAGAUCCUAUGAAGGAAGGUGCUGUUUGAAUCCAGAAAAAAGAAGUAUAUAUCUAUAGUGUGUGUGUGUGUGUGUUUAUGUAUGUAUAUGUAUAUGCAUAUGUGUGUGUUAUCUAUAUAUGCCUACACAUUUGUGUCUAAUGGAAACUAUCUUAAAGUUUAGGUUGGGGGGAAGAGAAAAAAAUAUAGAAAGUCAUAAACUUUCUUGUAUAUUUGAAAGGAAUAGCUAGUUGUAUAUAAUGGAUCUGCAAUUUCAGGUGCAAUCCUCUGUUUUUGUAUCCCACUUUGUUAUGGAAAUGUUUGUUUAUUUCUUAAGUUCAGAAUAAAAUAAAUUUUUCAAAAUUUAAAAA